GUUUGAGAAAUUAGGCCUCUUCAAAUAUGCAGUAGCCUAUUUAUCACCCACUAAGUAAGCCCGUGUGUUGUUGUCUCAAGGCGGUUAUUGCCUUCGAAAGGGCUUAAAUGUAACGAGCUUGAAAAGUUUCAGUCAUUCGAUUUCUAGUAUAGGAAAAGUUGUAUAUAGUUUCAACAUAAUGCCUACUGUUACUGAGACGAAUUGGGGCCAUUGGGGGGCUAUACCUUCUACCCCGGCAUGGGUGGAAAGUAGGCCUAAGUUACACGGUGAGACCGGUGGGACAUUAAAGCAAGGAUAUUCAGACACCGUCAAAUGGUACUACAGACGUGCUAAAAACCCAAAAGACAAAGCGCACUGCAUUAAACUAUUGGCAAGAUACGAACUAGCUAAAGAAGAUCACCACAGACCGUCCACAGCACCUGUGAGCAGCAGAAAACAGCAGGAUUUCCGAAAAACUACCUUUCAGGAACCAAAACCACCUUGCAAAAGUGAAGCUUAUCAAAAGCAGUUGAAUUCGAUUCAGCGGUUAUCUAGGCCUAAAUCAAGUCGUCCAGCUUCGUCGAAACAUUACGUCCAACACCGUAAAACAAGUUUCGUUACACGACCGACUUCUGCAAUGGCUGAUAUUGGCAGAAGACGAAUUGAAGAUCCUUACCUAACGACCCAUGAGUCCGAAUUCCCUGGUUAUGCGACCGGUCUUUACGCAGAGGCUACGCGCCCUAUGUCCUCGAAAGGUUUCACUGCACCGUACCGUAUUUCGGACCCAGUUGGGAGCACGACCUGCCAGAAUGAGUUUUCUUGGAAAUCCGAAAAGAGAGUUGAACCGAUAAGGUCCGGUACUUCAUCGGGGAAUAGGAAUAAUAACCCGCAUCCUCACGAGUCCUUCAUGAUAUGGCGCCUACCAAACAAAUCAAAAGAAGGCAUGACCACAGCUACAGCGGACCAUCUUAAUUACAGAGAAUUAAGCGAUGGUGUAAUGGACCAAAUACUGAAGGAUCAGUUGAAAUCUACAUAUCAGAACGACUACUUAGGCAUCCCACAAGGAUACCAGGUCAAAGAAGCGAUCGACGCACCAGCAGAUUGGAGAUCCAGCAUCCGUCGUCCUCUAGACACAACUGUAAGGUUAUCAUACACUAAACCUCACCAGCAACCAGAACUAACAGGAAACGUUACAAGAUAUGGAUGUAAUAAAAAUAAAGGCAUUGCAGCGCUCGGUGCAGUACCGACCGUAACCAAGGACCAUGUUAAGAAUCAAGAGCAGAUCAAAGGAAUGACGUCAUAUGAGAAAGCGUACCAGAACCGUUAUAGUAAACCUGACUUGCUAAAACUUCUCAACCAGCAGAGUAACAAAAAAGUGAUCGACAAUUUUCUGCGAUACUCCAGAGUUUUGGAAAAAGAAACUGCAAAUGAAUAAAAGAAGAUAAGCAUCCAACAUUUCACGGUUUAGUUUCAUUAAUUUUUCACUGUACACUGCUAGAUUGAAUUUUAUUACACUUGAGUAUUACAAAGCUUAUCAAAAGUUUCA
Ciona intestinalis (vase tunicate) is the source of this 1525-nucleotide messenger RNA. The record is from RefSeq and is a predicted model, not a curated record. NCBI's taxonomy places the organism in Eukaryota, Metazoa, Chordata, Ascidiacea, Phlebobranchia, Cionidae.